UUCACCAGCGCUGCAGUAAACCGUGCACGUGUACAUCACCACAGCCGGCUACUGAUCCACGACCACCUCACCGUCGACGGAAGAUUAUACUUCACUCACAAGCACGCAGAUUAACUUGAUGUGUUAUAUAUACACAUGCUCAUGGAUGGAUGCCAUGUCUACGCAAAAUUCCAAGGAGAGACAUAGCGCUAGCUAGCUUAAUUACGUAUACGUGGUGAUCGAACUGGUCGGCAUCCGACAUGGAGAUCGGCAACGAGCAGCCGCGGCACCAUUUCGUGCUGGUGCACGGGAUGAACCACGGGGCCUGGUGCUGGUACAAGGUGGUCACGGCGCUGCGCCGCGCGGGCCACCGGGCGACGGCGCUGGACAUGGCCGGCUGCGGCGUGCACCCGGCGCGCGUCGACGAGGUGGCCGGCUUCGAGGAGUACUCGCGCCCGCUGCUGGACGCGCUCGCGGCGCUGCCGCCCGGCGAGCGCGCCGUGCUCGUCGCGCACAGUCACGGCGGGUACAGCGUCGCGCUCGCCGUGGAAAGGUUCCCGGAGAAGGUCGCCGCCGCCGUGUUCGUCACCGCCUCCAUGCCCGCCGUCGGCCGCGCAAUGGCUGCCACGAGCGACGAAUUACUCGCAUACGUCGGCCCAGACCACUUCAUGGAUUCAGAAGAGCUAGAGCAAAGGAACCCAAAGAUUGAGGGCAAACCAUUCAUCUUUGGGCCCAAAUUCAUGGCUCAGAGGGUGUACAAUCUGAGUCCACCAGAGGACUUGACUCUAGGGCUAUCGCUAAUCCGGCCGGCCAAUUCAUUCACCACGAACAACUCAAAGGAGACAGUCAUGAGGGACGAGAAUCUCCUGACGGCAAAGAGGUACGGGUCGGCGAGUCGUGUGUUCGUUACUGUAGAGGACGACCGUGCCCUCCCCGUGGGGUUCCAGCGCCGCAUGACAGCACAGAGCCCCGACGUCCAGGUGGAGGGGAUGGCCGCCGGUGGAGCAGACCACAUGGCCAUGCUCUCGCGGCCGGAAGAGCUUGCUGAGCUCCUUGUGAGGAUCGCCGGCGGCAUAUGAUGCAAAGCUAAUGAUCUUGUCGCAUGUUUUCACUGGGUGUUUACUUCGUCCUCCACCACCACUCUAUUUUCAAGGAUUUUCGACUUGUUUUGUCUGUUUUUCCAGUCCAAAGGAACAUUUUGCAGUUUUCAUGUGUUCUGCAUUUGCAUUCUUCUCAAAUUUUUGUGUAUUAUUCAUGUCGUCUAAUAAAGAUCUAAUAAUUUCGCA
Molecule: messenger RNA, 1265 nt
Organism: Brachypodium distachyon (stiff brome)
Lineage: Eukaryota; Viridiplantae; Streptophyta; Magnoliopsida; Poales; Poaceae
Product: probable esterase PIR7A
Exons: 3
Coding region: 240-1058 (272 amino acids)
Biological process (GO): jasmonic acid metabolic process; salicylic acid metabolic process
Molecular function (GO): methyl jasmonate esterase activity; methyl indole-3-acetate esterase activity; methyl salicylate esterase activity
Source: RefSeq, a predicted model, not a curated record